GGCCUCGGCUCCGCAAUUGCCACUCCUCCUCGGGGUGCUGCACAAGUUUCGAGGUCACCGGCGACCCCCCCUAGCAGCGCGCCUGGCUCUGGCCCCCGCGAAGGAGCACGGGGCUUGAACUGGAAAGGAUCUCCAAAACAAUGCAUCCAUUUUACAGAUGUGGAAACUGAGGCUCGGAGAGGCAGUGACAUCUAGGCAGUGUGUUGCGUACUUUCUAAGGCGCCGGAGGCAGCGGCAGCUCCAUCCAGCCCAUCGGCUCCUCCUCGGCAUGGCUGGCUACCUGAGUGAAGCGGACUUCGUGAUGGUGGAGGAGGGCUUCAGCACCCGAGACCUGCUGGAGCAGCUCACUCUGGGGGCCUCACAGUCCACCACGGAAGAGGUCGCUGCCUUCUUUGUGGCCGACCUGGGUGCUGUAGUGAGAAAGCACUUCUGCUUUCUGAAGUGCCUGCCGCGAGUCCGACCCUUUUACGCUGUCAAGUGCAACAGCAGCCCAGGCGUGCUGAAGGUCCUGGCUGAGCUAGGACUGGGCUUCAGCUGUGCCAACAAGGCAGAGAUGGAGUUGGUCCAGCAUAUUGGUGUCCCCGCCAGUAAAAUCAUCUACGCCAACCCCUGUAAGCAAAUUGCACACAUCAAGUAUGCUGCCAAGCAUGGGGUCCGGCUGCUGAGCUUUGACAACGAGAUGGAGCUGGCAAAGGUGGUAAAAAGCCACCCCAGUGCCAAGAUGGUUCUGUGCAUUGCCACCGAUGACUCCCACUCCCGGAGCCGCCUGAGCCUCAAGUUCGGAGUGUCGCUGCAAUCCUGCAGACACCUGCUUGAAGAUGCCAAGAGGAACCACGUAGAGGUGGUGGGUGUGAGUUUUCACAUUGGCAGUGGCUGUCCUGACCCUCAGGCCUACGCUCAGUCCAUCGCAGACGCCCGGCUUGUAUUUGAAAUGGGUGCUGAGCUGGGCCACAGGAUGCACAUCCUGGACCUUGGCGGCGGCUUCCCUGGAGUGGAGGGGGCCAAAGUGAGAUUUGAAGAGAUUUCUUCUGUGGUCAACUCAGCCUUGGACCUGUACUUCCCGGAGGGCUGUGGUGUGGACAUCCUUGCCAAGCUGGGGCGCUACUAUGUGACCUCGGCCUUCACCUUGGCAGCCAGCAUCAUCGCCAAGAAGGAGGUUCUUCUGGAACAGCCUGGCAGGGAGGAGGAAAACGGUUCCGCCCCCAAGACCAUCCUGUACCAACUCGGUGAGGGCGAGUAUGGAAUCUUCAACUCAGUCCUGUUUGACAACACCUGCCCUACCCCCAUCCUGCAGAAGAAACCAUCCAUGGAGCAGCCCCUGUACAGCAGCAGCCUAUGGGGCCCAGUGGUCGAUGGCUGUGACUGCAUAGCUGAGGGCCUGUGGCUGCCGCAACUACAUGUAGGGGACUGGCUGGUCUUUGAGAACAUGGGCGCCUACACCGUGGGCAUGGGCUCCCUCCUCGGGGGCGCCCAGACCUGCCGCAUCACCUAUGCCAUGUCCCGGGUGGCCUGGGAAGCCCUGCGAGGGCAGCUGCUGCCUGCAGAACAGGACGAGGACGCCGAGGGCACGUGCAAGCCUCUGUCCUGUGGCUGGGAGAUCACAGACACCUUGUGCAUGGGCCCUGUCUUCACCCCGGCGAGCAUCAUGUGAGCGGGGCCCGUCCCCCCACCGCCCCCCCCCCCGGAGAACCCCAGUGGGGCCGCAGAGAUGCCUCUGGGAGCGGAGGGGAAGGUGGCAAUCAGGAGCACCCUCUGGCCAGGACUCCGGCGCUCGCUCUGCCGGCCCCGCGCUCCCCCUGCAGUGUUUCUGCCCUGUAAAUAGGACCAGUCUUACGCUCCCUGUAGUUCAAGUAUGCAACAUAAAUCCUGUCCCUUCCAGCUGUGUCUGCCUCCUCUGCAGCGCCAGGGGCCUGGUCAGCCAGGUAUGGGGGUGUUCUUGGGGUCUCCCUUGGUCUCCUUCCCACCUUUGUAAAUAUGAAGCGAAU
This is a messenger RNA of Eubalaena glacialis (North Atlantic right whale), 1985 nucleotides long. RefSeq names its product antizyme inhibitor 2 (gene AZIN2). Gene Ontology annotation, cellular component: cytoplasm. Gene Ontology annotation, molecular function: ornithine decarboxylase activator activity; catalytic activity. Bases 158 to 1651 code for a protein of 497 amino acids. Lineage: Eukaryota; Metazoa; Chordata; Mammalia; Artiodactyla; Balaenidae. Gene Ontology annotation, biological process: negative regulation of protein catabolic process; positive regulation of catalytic activity; positive regulation of polyamine transmembrane transport. The record is from RefSeq and is a predicted model, not a curated record. The transcript is spliced from 11 exons.